Messenger RNA from Camelina sativa (false flax), 1250 nucleotides. RefSeq lists its product as uncharacterized. Lineage: Eukaryota; Viridiplantae; Streptophyta; Magnoliopsida; Brassicales; Brassicaceae. The record is from RefSeq and is a predicted model, not a curated record.
AUUUCAAGCUUACAUUUUUAUUGUCAUGUUGGUUGGGUAAUAUAUUCGGCUUUUAUGUAUUUGUAGCAUCUCUAAUUAAUAUUGUUCUUUGAAAUAGAAUCCGUUUUGGAGAUUUGUUAGUUCGCCCUAGCCGCUCCUCUCUGGCACAUUCUCCAAGGCUGCUUCCUCCGGCGGCGUCGAUUCCAAUCGGCGCCGCUAGGACAUCGAUUCGUUGUUCGUGUGUUCUCCUCUUUCUUCUAAGCCUGCUCUACGUUUGGUUCUAUGGUAAACACACCAGAGUUGCAUCGAGCCUCUUCUCCGCGACUCCGGACAUGCUUCAGCUUCAAUCCCUCACCCUCUCUUCGUCUCUUCCGGUGGCUGCUCUAUGCGAGGUAAUUCUCACGAGCUUCCAGCCUCUCAAAGUCAGAUCUAAGACUUCACAAAGCCCUUGUCAUCUUGUCAUCUGUCUUUGUCACGCCCCCUUGAAGUCAACCUCAUCAUCUCUCUGCUCCUCGGAUCUAGAUCCCCUCACCAAGUGUGUUGCUUGGUCGCAGUUGGACAGGAGCUCUGUGUUGACGCUGGAGCCUUACAAGAUCUCGACAAGACCCCGAGACCCUACCUUUGCACCUCAUGAUUCCAGAAGCUCUAGGAACAUCGGCAUUAUGAUCUUCUCUCCAAGGAGAAGAGGUUACCAAAACGUUCCCACUCUUCUCUCCUUACCUUCCAUGUGCCAUGAACUUUGUCAUUUACAAUUUACCAAAGUCCCGAAGGUUGCUCUCCUUUGCCAAAGUCUUGAGAGUUUCGGCAUUAUGACCAUUGCUCCAAGGAGUGUGGUUACCGAAUCCUCUUCAAGCAUGCCAUUCCCAAACCUAAUCCCCCAAUCACUCUCUUCAAGCAUGCCAUUCCCAAACCUAAUCCCCCAAUCACUCUCCUUGCCAUUGAGCAGAUCAAGCCAUCGUGUCUCUCGGCUAUGGAAACCUUCACAACGUCCCAAUGUCAUCUUGAUAAGGACCAUUUACCACAUUACCGCUGCUUCCGCGAAUGUGGCGUCGGAUCAUCUUGAGUUAGUUUACGGUUUGGUGCUCCUUUGCUCAAGCCUCCAAUAUCUCUGGUUUAUGAUUGUCGAUCUAUCUAUCUUUACCUUUGUUGCUUCUAUUUGUUAUCAAGCUUUACUUUGGAUAUCUCUAAACCCUUGUAACUUUGCUACUUUGUUUGUUUGAAUGAAAGUAAGCUCUGUUUUGAUCAAAAAAAAAAAAAGAAUCCAUUUUGGA